AAUGCCUGUAAUGUAAUGUAAUGUAAGUUGCUAUGUUGAAACUACAACGGUUGUCGCGUGCAGGCGGGCUAGUAUGGAAACUUGAGUGGCGGUUGCCAGAAAGCGACCAUUGUUGUAGUUUCAAUAUAGCAAUUUGUUAGCAACUUACUUUUUAAAAGCAGGUAACAGCUUCGAAAUGCAGGGUGGGUGAUAUUGAUUGGUGUAAUUUAUCUCGUAGAACAAAACGUGGAGAUCUCUUAAGUUCACGUUCAGCACAGACUUUAUUUUCGGCAACAAAAAAAAAAAAAAACGAAAUCCCUAUGGGGAAAAUGCACUGGAAAUCUGACGAAGGAACCCAUGGCUCAAAAAAGGAAUUAUUUUUGGUUUUAGGACUACAAACUGUAACACAAUUUAAUCGCUCUAAAAACGGCUGGUCUGGAACUCUUUGUCGUGGUCCCAGUCUAAUCUAGAUUUUAGCGUUCGCAACGCCACCUAGAGGACACCAAAGUUGCGUAUUACGUAAACCAGCUGCUGACCAGGUUUUACAAGAUACUGGGGGCUUGUUCAUACAGUUUUGAAUGACAGCACGGCAACAACCGAACGCUUGGGAAUCAAAAUGAGACAUGCUGUCAUGCCCAUUAUCUUUCAGAGGCAAAUAUACUUUCCAGAGAAAAAAUAUUUCACAUUUCCAUUCGCCCGCGCCGGAGACGUGGGCUCCAAAGCUACUCCCUCUCUGUGAAGUUUAUUUCAGCUUCGGAAGCAAAACGAGCAAAUUAAUAAUAUUAAUUCGGCUAAUGCAACGGUCGACCCUUCCAUAGCAUGAUUCCGGAAUGACGGGGCGUAAACCGGAGUCGCAAAUACGCAGAGGAAGUUGCUCAGUUUUUGGCUACAUUGCAUACAUACCUAGCGCAAUAACGAAUUAACCACAUACUGCUACCUCGAGCAGGGUAUGCGAUUAUCGUGAAUAUCGGGCAAAUCUGAAGUGGCUUUGCGUCUGCGAUUUUAGAUUUUUAAUUCAGGUAUUGCGCCAUUUAAAUUCGCCAGCGGAUCUACAGUCACUCAAAUAGCCUACGUUUGCGUGUAGUCUCUCGUAAGACCUGGGUAUUGUUGCAGAUCAUUACUGAAUUAAGAAUUCAAGACCUUAGCAUAAAAAAGUUUCCUUGAGAAGAAAAACAAUGAGCGCUCCGUGGGAUCUCGUCGGCACACCUCUGCACCGCCUCCACACCCUGCACAGGGACGCCAUGGCAGCCUACAGCCUGGACCCCCGGCCGGACUCCCUGUUUGGGGGCCAGUGCCCGAGGGAGGUGCUGCGGAGUGGGCGCUACGUCGCCCUGGAUACGGGCGGAGGCGAGGACCUUGACGGGGCGGGGGCGGGAGACGGCGAGCGGCUGCAGGACGCCGUUACCGUGGUUACCGCCGCGCUGGCGCAGAGCCGGGUGCUGAGGGUGGCGGGCCCGGCCGGGGCGGGGAAGUCCACGGCGGUGCAGAAGCUGCUGGCGGACUGGGCCUCUGGGGUGAGGCUGACCCGCUUCGCCUUCCUGUUCCCGCUGCCGCUGGGGGAGCUGGGCUCUGGGAUGGGGCAGGGAGGGUCCGGGAUGGGGGAGCGGGGGUCCGGGAAGGGGGAGUUGGGCUCUGGGAUGGGGCAGGGAGGGUCCGGGACAGGGGAGCGCUCUCUGGCAGACCUGCUGUCCCAGCAGCACCCCCACCUAUCCAGCACCUCCAUGGACCUGGUGUUCCAGAAACCUCAGGCCCUGCUGUUUGUGCUGGAUGGGCUUGACCAGGACCAGGACCAGGCACCCCCCUGCAGUGACCCAAACCAGCCAACCCCUCUCCCUGGAGCUGCACCCCCCUGCAGCGACCCAAACCAGCCAGCCCCCCUCUCUGCGCUGGUGUCUGGGCUGCUCAGGGGCACCCUCCUUCUGGGGGCCUCUGUGCUGGUGACCUGCAGGCCCCCGGCGUCUCUGGAGCCCCUGUCCGAAAGCGAGGGGGGGCGCGUGGAGGUGCAGGGCCUCUCUCAGGAGGGCAGGGGGGCGUACCUGCGCCUGUUCUUCCCUGACCCGCGGGAGGCCGCCCAGGUUCUGGAGCACAUGGAGGAGACGCUGGGGUUCUGUUCCCUGGCCCGCCUGCCCGGGUUCUGCUGGACCCUGUGCUCUGUGUACCGGGAGGCGCGGGCAGCCGGACGGGCCCUUCCCAAAACGCUGACCCACGUGUUCGCCCAAGCCACCGCCAGCCUGUUCCAGCGGCACGCGGUGGGGGCGGAGCCUGCCGCCGCCCUGCUCACAGGGCUGGGCAAGAUGGCCGCCGGCGCGGUGCUGAGCGGCGCCGGGAGCUGCUCUCGGGAGGAGGUGGCGGCCUUCGGCCUCCCGCCGCCCCAGGCCUCGGCGCCGCUGCGGGACUUCCUGCGCCCGCGCUCCUGCUCCUUCCUCUCGCCCGAGCUGGCGCAGUUCCUCCUGGCUGUGGCCUACCACCGAGGCUGCUGGGAUAGGGGCGGCCUGCCGGACCUGCUGGAGCUGGCCGCCGGCAAGGCCGACCUCCUGGAGCUCUUCCUGGCGGGGCUGUGCGACCCCUCCCAGAGGGCACCACUGGAGGGCGCCGUCGGGAAGUUCGACAGUGACCGCGCCCUGGAGCUCACCGCCUGGCUGAAGGAGAUGACCCAGGAGGCCGUGCAGUCCUACCACAAAGAGCGCCACCUGCGGGCCUUCCGGCUGCUGCAGCAGCGGCAGGACGCUGCUCUGGCGGUAGCGGCCGUGGGGCCCUCCGCGCGUCUGGGGCUCAGCUACGGUGGCCUGAGUGUCCAAGAUUCAGCGGCGCUGAGCUACAUGGCGACGUGCUGCGGGGAGCUGGAGCAGCUGAAUCUGUACUGCACUAAAAACCUGUCGGAGGAGGUGGCCCGUCGCCUGCUGCCCGCCAUCAUCGUCGCCAAGAAGAUCAUUCUGACCCAGAGCACCCUCUGCCCUGGGUCCUACGCCCCCCUGACUGCCGGGAUCCAGCGUGGGGCCGUCCGCGAGCUGGACCUGUCCUACUGCCCCAUGGGAGACCGCGGAGCCCAGAGUCUGUGCGCCGGACUGGUGGGGAGCGCUCUGCAGAUACUGAGGGUCCCAUGCUGCAGGCUGACGGAGGUGAGCUGUGGCUACCUGGCGAGCGCUCUGUGCUCCUCACAGCUCCACCUGCUGGACCUGCGGGGGAAUGACAUAAAGGAUGCAGGGCUGGUACAGCUGAGCCAGUCACUGAGGAGCCCCCAGUGCCAGCUACAGGAGCUGGGGCUGCAGAUGUGUAAGCUGACGGGCGUGUCCAUGGAGGCUCUCUCCUCUGCGCUGUGCUCUGGGAGCUCAGUGCUCAGAUCUGUGGACCUGAGGAACAACGACCUGAAGGACCACGGCCUGGCCUGCCUGUGCACCGCCCUGAGAGACCCACACUGCCCCCUACAGGCCCUGUGUGUGAUGGACUGCGAUCUGACGGACGCUUGCUGCGCUGACCUGGCGGACUCCCUGCAGACAGCAGGGCGCGCUCUGACGGAGCUGGACCUGUCCGUUAACGAGCUGGGGGACGCUGGGGUCAUGCAGCUCAUCCGCACAUUCAGAGCAGGACUGCCACAGAAGUACCAGGAGCACAGAGCUCAGAACAGCAGACUGCACCCCAAGGAAACUCAGGUACCAGAGAGAGUGAUUCAAUCUAACCACACAGAGCUCAGAACAGCAGACUGCACCCCAAAGAAACUCAGGCUGACGCGCUGUGAGCUGGGGGGGCAGACGUUUCGGGAGUUGGCGGCUCUGCUCCGGACCCCGGGCUCGCGGCUGAAGGAGCUGGAGGUGGGGCUGAAUCAGGUGGGAGACGCCGGGGCCACACACCUGUGGGGGGCGCUGCGGGACCCUGCCUGCACCCUGCAACACCUGGAUGUGGAGAUGGUGGAUUUGACGGACGGGUGUGUGGCUGAGCUGUGUGCAGCGGUCAGGUCCAGCGGUCUGAAGAGUCUGGUGCUGAAAAAUAACCAGCUGACCGACGAUGUUGUUCCCGCCCUGGUCGCCAUGGCGAAGGACAGCCGCACCCUUCGGGAGCUGAACCUGCAGUAUAAUGACUUCAGUGAGGAUGUGUUUGAGCUGAUGGACGCCUGUGGGAAGAUAAGGUACUGAGAGAGACUGCCCUUCCGCCUGCUGGACCGUGCUAUCCACCGCCCUCUCACUCCUCUGGAGAAACACUGCGUUUAAAAUGGAUGACUUCAUACGCAUCAUCACGGCUUUACAUACUGGGUCCUGUACAGGUCCCCUCUCAGCGGGAGAGACGCCAUGUUCUCUGCUUCUGUCUGACU
This is a messenger RNA of Anguilla rostrata (American eel), 4285 nucleotides long. Its product is annotated as NACHT, LRR and PYD domains-containing protein 12. Gene Ontology annotation, cellular component: cytoplasm. NCBI's taxonomy places the organism in Eukaryota, Metazoa, Chordata, Actinopteri, Anguilliformes, Anguillidae. The coding region runs from base 1155 to 4109 and encodes 984 amino acids. The transcript has 10 exons. Gene Ontology annotation, molecular function: protein binding. The record is from RefSeq and is a predicted model, not a curated record.